AUGAAGCACGUAUCGCUCAUCCUCCCAUCCUGGAAGCGCAAGGAGAGGUCCCCUGACUCAAGGGAGGCUUCCCCACAUCAUUCACCGAUCGACUCUACGCGCGGCAGGUCCUUUCUCACCACGGGAUCAUGGCAAGAUCUGGAGCAGGCGACGCGACACAAGUCCACACUGGGCGCCCUGGGCGUCAAGCGCACGCGGUCCAAGGGCUCAUCGUCUACUGCAUCUUACUUGGACAUGGAUGAAGGUCGGCGAUCUCUGCACUCCAGCACGAAUGGCUUCCGCUCUUUGCGUACGUCCAAGUCAGUUGCAGCUAUGCCACCCUCCCGCCCAGCACCUCCCCCUCCGCUGUACCCUAUCAGUGCACCCAGCACCCCCGCUCGCCCGUCCCUUCGCGCAUCGUACAGUGCACCUCCGUUACCCGCGCAGAAGUGCGAUCUCAAGCCGAUCGAGGUUGCAACGUCGACUAUCUCGUCCUCCGAGUCGGGGCGAGUGAAUUCGUCAUUCUGCCCAACCGAGCUUGACUGCAUCUGGGACGGCUUCCUCCGCGAGAUGGAGGAGGAAGAGGCCACCAUCGAUCCCGCGUGCCCGUCGCGAUCCAGGGCCAGCGACGCACAAUCCCCACCGCCGGCGUUCUGUAGAAGCCAGAGGGAAACGCCUCCGCCGCGGCACUGUCAGGUGUUUACGGGCAGUGAGCAUUAUCUUACGGCUCCGGAACGUCAGGCGCCUCGCGCGCUCGUGCCUUCGACCGCGAGGCCGGAGGAUAUUGCGCCUGUGAAAUCGGACAUACCAGAGAUGCGCGGGCCACUCGAAGGAGAAGGAAGCGAGUCCGACGACGAUGGCGACUCUAUCAUAGAUCCCUUGCUAUGUUUUCCUAGCCCGCCGCCUCUUAGGAUACGCAAGCGGAUUCCGACCCCAAUUAUCGUGCCGUCCUACAGCGCCGCGCCAAGUCUCUCGUCCUCUUCCCCAUCUUCGUCACCCACCUCCGACGACACGCCCAUCGGUACGCCGACCACGCCGCGCGCACCGCACCCAUACGCCAUCGCACAGAUGUAUUCCGCCAACGUCUCGAAGUCUCAGACCGAGCAUGGCUCUGGCGACGAGGUGCACGACAUCUUCUCGAUGUAUUCGCCCAGCGCGUACGCGCAGUUCUCCACGGAGAUGGAUGAGCGGGGUACCGACCCGCCGGACGUGCCAGACCUACGGUCCUGCUUGAUACCGCCGAGGAGCCCUGUACGGGAAUCGCGCCAGCGCGUGGAAGUCCGCGCCCGUGUAGGCGCCGCAAUGCGCGCCCUUGACACGCACAGAUCCUACCUGGUGAGCAGGGGCGCCAUUGUUGCCUUACCUUACGCGAGUCUGAUCAACGGCUCGCAGUCUUCUAUGGGCCGCCGAGCUCCUUCUAGCGGCCAGUCCAGCGCAGAGGAUGGCGGCGCGGCCACUGCCGUGAGCUGGGGGAUUGCUGUAUGAUGCAUCGUCAUGAAUUUCGACUGUAAUUACUUCCUGUCCAAAGGAUGGGCGGGCCCAUUCGACUACUACACCAAGCCUCUCAUUCAUCACGAAGCAGACUAGCAUACAAAACGCAAGUAAGCUGUAGUAAUCAUAUUUUUGGUGUAGCGUACAACAAAAUACUGGCGCAAGCGUGUUACACUACUGUAACAAAGUGUAGGCUCUCCCUGCGACCAGCUAUAAUUUUGUAAAGAGCCGGUAUAAUGCUCAUUGUAUCUUCUUAGUCUCUGUUGUUGGCGCUGGGCGAAUGGGAGUCGGCGCAGACGUGUCUUCAAGCAGGGAUGUGAUG
This is a messenger RNA of Schizophyllum commune H4-8, 1792 nucleotides long. RefSeq lists its product as uncharacterized. The record is from RefSeq and is a predicted model, not a curated record. The transcript has a single exon. NCBI's taxonomy places the organism in Eukaryota, Fungi, Basidiomycota, Agaricomycetes, Agaricales, Schizophyllaceae. Bases 1 to 1464 code for a protein of 487 amino acids.